AUGGUGGAGCAGACAGGAAAGCAUGCCUUGGAACACAGCCCGCCUGCUGGGAGCCUGGAGCACAGCCCAGCUUUGUGCCAGGAGGGCAGUGCUGAUGGCUGCCAAGUCGUUCUGUGCACCUGGCUUAAACUGCAAUCACAGCUGCUCCUUUCUCCCUGGCCCCGGGGAAACCUCAGCCUUGGGGAGUCACUUUGGCCACUGUUGCAACCCCCAGUGAAUAAACAAGGGGAUAAGCCUGGUGAGGUGGAAUAUGUCUCGGACAUGAGGCUGAAGCCCCCCAAAUCUUGGAUCGAAGAAGUCUUCAGUAAAAGAGAAUGUUCCCACAUUAUUCCCAGCUCAAAAGAACCACACAGAUGUCCUACAGGAUGCCAGGUGUGCCAGAAUUUAAUCAGGUGCUGCUGUGGCCGGCUGAUUGGAGAGCACCCCGGAACAGAAUGCAGCUGGUCUGUUUAUCAGGCAGGCUCACAGAGCGAUGGUGGAGAAUGGUCUGUGCAAAAACACACAAAGAUGAGUCCGACAGACGCGUUUGGUACAAUCAAUUUUCAAGAUGGAGACCGCACGUACCAUGCCAAGUAUAUUAGACUUUCUUAUGACAGCAGUUUGGAUCAGCUGUUGCACCUGAUGGUUAAAGAAUGGCAGAUGGAAUUGCCAAAGCUAGUGAUCUCUGUUCAUGGAGGCAUUCAAAAUUUCAAGCUUCCCUCAAAGGUCAAGCAGGUUUUCAGCAAAGGGCUGGUGAAAGCAGCUGAGUCUACAGGAGCAUGGAUAAUUACAGAAGGCAUCAACAGCGGAGUGUCCAGGCACGUGGGGGAUGCACUCAAAGGCCGUGCCUCACCACACCUGAGGAAGAUCUGUGCUAUUGGGAUUCCUCCAUGGGGUAUCAUUGAGAAUCAGAGGGAUCUCAUUGGAAAAGAUGUAGUUUGCCUGUACCAGACUCUUGGUAACCCACUCAGCAAGCUGAGUACGCUCAACAGCAUGCAUUCUCAUUUUCUAAUGGCAGAUGAUGGGACAGUAGGCAAGUAUGGGAAUGAAAUGAUGCUCAGGAGGAAUUUGGAGAAGUACAUGUCACUUCAAAAAAUACACACAAGAAUGGGCCAAGGUGUUCCCAUGGUCGGGCUGGUGCUGGAAGGAGGUCCCAGUGUGAUCCUGAUGGUGUGGGAGUACGUGAGGGCCAGCCCAGCUGUGCCGGUGGUGGUCUACGAGGGCACUGGCAGAGCUGCAGAUAUCCUGGCCUUUGCCCACAAGCACACGGGGGACACGGGGGAUCUGUGCCCUCAGGUGAAGCAGGAGAUCUUAAUGAUGAUUCAGAACAUAUUUAGGUUGGAACAGAAGAAGUCCAGUCGUCUAUUUCAUGUUUUGAUGGAAUGCAUGAAACACAGAAAGUCUAUAACCAUAUUUGAUGCCGAGUCAGAAGACGAGCAGGACAUUGAUUUGGCAAUUCUGACGGCACUCUUGAAAGGUACGAAUAUAUCUGCUUCAGAUCAGCUAGAUUUGGCAUUGGCCUGGAACCAGCUAGAUAUUGCCAAGAAACACAUACUUGUUUAUGGACAACACUGGAAGGUUGGUGCCUUGGAACAGGCAAUGCUGGAUGCUUUAGUCAUGGAUCGUGUGGAUUUUGUUAAACUGUUAAUAGAACACGGAGUAAACAUGCACCGUUUUCUUACCAUAUCUCGUUUGGAAGAACUCUACAAUACAAAACAAGGACCAUUAAAUCUGCUUUUACACCAUCUAGUUCGAGAUGUGAAACAGAAUAGCCUUUCUUUGGAUUACAAGAUAUCACUGAUUGACAUUGGACUGGUGAUAGAAUACCUCCUUGGUGAAGCUUAUCAGAGCAGCUACACAAGGAAGCAUUUCCGAAUUCUCUACAAUGAUCUCUACAGAAAACACAAGAGAGUGGUCUCCAGCUUGCCUCAAAGCCUGUCUCAUGCCUUUCAUCAGAGUAAUCAGAUGGAUAGUGGAAUGGGAUCCACUGAAAGUACUUUGCAUUCUCAGUUCUUCAGGACUGCACAGCCUUACAAAUACAAGGAAAGAUCCAGCCCUUUCCCAAAGUAUAAGAAGAAAUUAAAAGAGGAUGUAAACUACACAGAGAAUUAUGAGUCAACUGGCUUCAUCUAUCCGUAUAAUGACCUCCUGGUUUGGGCAGUAUUAAUGAAAAGACAGAAGAUGGCUAUGUUCUUCUGGCAGCAUGGAGAGGAAGCCAUGGUCAAAGCUGUUGUUGCCUGUAAACUCUACAGAGCAAUGGCACAUGAAGCUAAACAGAGCAACAUGGUGGAUGACACUUCAGAAGAACUCAAGAAGUAUUCAAAGGAAUUUGGGCAGCUUGCCUUAGAUGUGCUGGACAAGGCAUUCAAACAAAAUGAGCAGAUGGCCAUGAAGUUGCUGACCUAUGAACUGAAAAACUGGAGCAACUCCACAUGCCUGAAGCUGGCUGUGUCCGUGGGGCUGCGGCCUUUUGUGUCCCACACGUGCACGCAGAUGCUGCUGACCGACAUGUGGAUGGGACGCCUGAAGAUGCGGAAGAACUCCUGGUUUAAGGUCAUUAUGAGUAUUCUCCUGCCUCCCACCAUCCUGAUGCUGGAGUUUAAAAGCAAGGCAGAAAUGUCUCAUGUGCCUCAGUCCCAAGACUUCCAUCAGUUAUGGUAUCAUGGGGAACAGAGCCCAGUCAGCUCUAAAGAGACUUUGGUUAGUCUGGGUUAUGAUGUAGAAAAGGCUGUUCAGAAGUCUGAUGAAAGCCAAGGAGAUGGUGGACAAGGAAACCUGACUGGAGCUAGAAAAAUCUAUGAGUUCUACAAUGCACCAAUUGUCAAGUUCUGGUUUCACACGAUGUCGUACUUGGCAUUCCUCAUGCUCUUUACUUACACUGUGUUGGUGAAGAUGGAACCAAGACCAAGUGUGCAAGAGUGGUUUGUUAUUAUUUAUAUUUUCACUACUGCUAUUGAAAAAGUCAGGGAGGUAUUUAUCUCAGAACCUGGAAAAUUCUGCCAAAAGGUGAAGGUGUGGAUUUAUGAAUACUGGAAUUUUACUGAUUCUGUAGCAAUCAUCCUGUUUAUGAUUGGUUUUGGUUUGCGGUGGUGCAACCCCCCUGUUCAAACUGCAGGGAGGCUGCUUUACUGCUUGGAUAUCAUAUUUUGGUACACUCGGCUCCUUGAUCUUUUUGCUGUGAAUCAGCAUGCUGGCCCAUACCUGACAAUGAUUGGGAAAAUGACAGGAAACAUGUUCUAUAUUGUGAUCAUGAUGGCCAUAGUCCUGCUGAGUUUUGGGGUGUCACGAAAGGCAAUUCUUUCACCAGAGGAGCCUCCUUCUUGGACCCUGGCACGGGAUAUUGUAUUUCAGCCCUACUGGAUGAUGUUUGGUGAAGUCUAUGCUGGAGAAAUAGAUGUUUGUGAAGCCAAUGAAGACUGUCCUCCUGGCUCCUUUCUCACACCCUUUCUGCAAGCUGUCUACCUCUUUGUGCAGUACAUCAUCAUGGUCAACUUGCUCAUUGCAUUCUUUAAUAAUGUUUAUUUUGACUUGAAAUCCAUCUCGAACAAGCUCUGGAAGUACAACCGUUACCGCUACAUCAUGACCUACCGUGAGAAGCCGUGGCUGCCUCCACCCUUCAUCCUCCUCAGUCACAUUGGGCUUCUGCUAAAGUGCAUCUUCCACCACCAGCCCCCAAAUGAGUCAGACCAAGAGGAAGGCGAUGUUGGACUAAAGCUCUACCUGAGUGAUGAGGAGUUAAAGAAACUCCAUGACUUUGAGGAACAGUGUGUAGAAGAAUAUUUUCUUGAAAAGAAUGAAAACCUGAGUUCCAGUGGCAGUGAAAGGAUCCGUUUGACCACAGAAAGAGUGGAAGAGAUGUUUCAACAGCUUAAAGAAGUGCAUGAGAAGGUAUUCUAUAUCAAGGAGUCUUUACUCUCCCUGGACAGCCAACUAGGACAUUUGCAAGACCUGUCUGCCCUGACAGUGGACAUCCUGAAAGUGCUUUCUGCUGUAGACACCUUGAAGGUGGAAGAAGCCUUACUGGCUGACACAAAACUUCAAACCUGUAGGAAGCUGCCCCAUAGCUGGAGCAAUGCAUUCUAUUCCAAGACCUUGAGCAGUCUGGAGGGCUUGUGUGACAAGAAAUACCACUAUUACAGCAUGCCACCCUCCCUCUUACGGAGCUUGGUAAGGACUCAGUCUCCAUCAGAGUGCAAACUCUUGAAGUCUGAGGGUGACAAGGUGGUAGAAGACAGCUCUCAGAAGGUAGAAAUAGAAACAGACACACUCACUUCAGGAGUAUCCUCUGAGACUAGGUCGACUCCUAGGUAUGGGCAGUUUUUGCUGGUGCCCCCUGACCAUCAGGGAGGGACUUUUCCUGAGGAUGUCACCUUAAGUUUGUCCUUUUUGAACACUGCUGCCAAGUACAAGGAUGAAGCAUUCGGAGAUGACCUGCAAAGUAGCAUUGUGGUUCCUCAAAACUUGCCGGGUAUCAGCUUCCUUGGCAAAGAGACAGAAGAUUGCCAGUGGAGCCAGAGAGACUUUGUUAUUCAUUUGCCAUCAGAAAAGAUUGAUGCUGCAGAAGCUGAUCAUCCUCUUGAUCUCCAGCUACCACUGGAUAUUGAAGAAAGUGUAGCAUCCCCCUGUGAUGACAGGGAAGAAACUGAAGGUGGUUAUGUGAACUGGGGAUUCUCUGAAGGUGAUGAAAAAGGAGUUUUCAUCUCAAAUUCAAAGAAGAAAGCUCUGUGCCUCCAUUCCUUCUAUGACAGGGAUAACAAUUGCCAGAACAAUCCCACCAGGCACGUCCAGUUAAGUCAUUCGAAGUCCUUCUCCUACAGCUCAUUCAAGUCAUGUCCCAGCAGCAUCAUCUCUCAGAACAGGCUGAAGAGAAGCAUCUCCUUCUGGAUCAGCCCUCUCUGGAGGGACUGGAGUUUCUGCAGAAGCAACAGCUUACCGUCCCCUAAGAAAGAGAGAUCAGGGAAAGUCUGCAAGGCCAUAGGCGAAUCUUUAGGAUCCUGUGAGCUACACCACAGUGAGACAGCAAAAGCAGAACAGCAAAACAGAGACAGAAAGUCUGGGAGAGGAAAGAGGAAUCAAAAACCUCUUCAGGUGCCGGUGAUUAGAGUGGAUGAUUGUCCCCAGAACACUCAAGUGAACUCAGAGCCUGCAGAAAUCAAUGUCUGGGAUGAGCAGGAGAAACACAGCAAGAAUUGGCUCACCGUGUCUAAUUUCAGUCAGCUAAGUUUGGAACGUCUCCAUUACAAGCACCAGAAAAUUAAAAAUCCAGACUUUGGUAGGCAUACCAUACCAUUCUGUGAUUACCUGAGGCAUUCUCGAGAGGAUUUCAGUAAUAGCGUAUUUGGAAAUAUCAAGAAAAGUAAUCUGAACAGGAACUCCUCAUUGAGAUCUCCAGAGGAAACUGACAAUAUCUUCUCCUGCUUGAAAACAUCUCAAGAUUUGCAUCUUCACUACUCAGCUGUUGAAAGAAACAACUUAAUGAGACUUGCUCAGACCAUACCAUUUACACCAGUCCAGCUCUUUGCUGGAGAGGAAGUGACAGUCUAUCAGCUAGAAGAGAGUUCACCUCUGAAUCUUGAUAAAAGCAUGUCAUCCUGGUCCCAGUGUGGCACAACUGCAAUGAUCCAAGUCCUGUCACGGGAGGAGAUGGAUGGGGGUCUGCGGAGGGCCAUGAAGGUCAUCUGCACUUGGUCUGAGAGUGAUGUAUUAAAGCUGGGACAGGUUUUCAUUGUGAAGUCUUUCCUGCCAGAGGUGGUUCAAGCUUGGGAAAAGAUCUUUCACCAUGGCACAGUAUUACAUCUCUGUCUCAGGGAGAUUCAACAGCAAAGAGUUGCCCAGAAGUUAAUCUAUACCUUCAACCAAGUGAAGCCUCAUACUAUUCCCUAUACUCCAAGGUUCCUGGAAGUUUUCCUCAUCUACUGCCAUUCAGCAAAGCAGUGGUUGACCAUCGAGAAGUACAUGACUGGUGAAUUUCGGAAAUACAACAACAACAAUGGAGAUGAGAUUACUCCCAUCAGCCUGCUGGAAGAGCUAAUGCUGGCCUUCUCUCACUGGACCUACGUCUACACCCGUGGGGAGCUCCUGGUCCUGGAUAUGCAAGGUGUUGGGGAAAACCUUACAGAUCCAUCUGUGAUUAAACCUGAAGAUAAAAAGUCUGGAAAAAUGGUAUUUGGACCAGCAAACCUAGGAGAAGAUGCAAUAAGAAACUUCAUUGCAAAGCAUCGUUGUAAUUCUUGCUGCAGAAAGCUGAAACUUCCCGAUUUGAGAAGAAGUGACUACAUGCUAGAAACUGCUGGUCCAGCCUUUGGAAUAGAAGUGGAAGCAAGCACUGAAGAAGCUGAUGAUGCAGAUAAGCCUUCUGAGUGUGAUACACGGCUGUGA
Molecule: messenger RNA, 6357 nt
Organism: Melozone crissalis (California towhee)
Lineage: Eukaryota; Metazoa; Chordata; Aves; Passeriformes; Passerellidae
Gene: TRPM6
Product: transient receptor potential cation channel subfamily M member 6
Exons: 39
Coding region: 1-6357 (2118 amino acids)
Biological process (GO): protein phosphorylation; monoatomic cation transmembrane transport; protein tetramerization
Cellular component (GO): apical plasma membrane
Molecular function (GO): protein serine/threonine kinase activity; ATP binding; monoatomic cation channel activity
Source: RefSeq, a predicted model, not a curated record